AUGCAAAAGGAAGGACAGCGGGAUCACGGUCUCCUGGAGGAAGCUGCUGCAAGUGUUCCAAGCACGUUGCCUAUACCCGGCACACAUCCAGGUGGAGCUCAAAGCCCUGUACCUCGCCUUGCCUCUGGCACGCACAGAGCGCAAAGGACGGCAUCUUGCACAGAUCCUCAAGAGCAACAAUGUGCAGAAGAGGAGUGUGAUGCUGAUGAAUGUGGCGAUGAACGCAAACCUCCGGCUGACAGUGUCGACUGUUUCGGCAAUGACAAGCGCCCGUAUCUUCCUCUCAUGCUCUUGGGGUCCACUUUGAUUGGUGCUCUUCAUAUGCUUCUGAUUGAGUUUCCGAUCAUCAGGGAGUUGGCUUGGGGCUACGAGUUGCGUGCUUUCUUCAUGUGCCUCUAUGCGCUUACCCUAUAUUGUUUAGUUUAUUGUGUACUUUGCGACCCAGGCAAACUCGCCGUGAAAGAAAUGGAGGCCUUUACGCAUGCUCAUUCUGUUGGGGAACUUCCCAGGAGGUGCCACAAGAUGUGGCUUUUCAAGCAGCCAAUUCGAAGGUAUGACCACUACUGCCGUUGGUUAACAAAUGCAGUGGGACUGCUGAACCACCGCGAGUUUGUCACCAUGCUGGCUGGCUUGCUGAUGAUUGGUCUGUGCGGGUGCAUCAUAGACUUUAUUCUGAUCAUAUGGACUUCAAGUGAGGGUCGACAUUUUACGGGGUUCUUGCUCAUCAUGCAUCUUACGUAUUCUGUGAUACUGUCACUCCUGACCGGGCCCAUCCUUCGUUUGCACAUUACGUUCGUGACCAGGAAUGAGCUUGCUAACGAGUACAAGCACAAUCUCUUCCAUGUGUUGAGGGACGUGUCAAGGCGCAACCCCACGUUGAUGAGGAGAUGCACAUGGAGGUUGCUGAGACCAUUCGGAAGCGCAUUGAAGAAGACUGGCAAAGCAGUGCCUGUCAACGAGCUGGAAGAUGCAGAGUUUAAUGCAGGCUUGGAUGAAGACCGAUUUGAGUACGACCCAUCUUUGAAUGCGUUUGACCGCGGCUGGCCAACGAACUGUAUCAAUUUUUGGUGUGUUGCCCGCUGGCCAUCCAAUCAGUUUGGUGAAUUCUGA
Molecule: messenger RNA, 1110 nt
Organism: Durusdinium trenchii
Lineage: Eukaryota; Dinophyceae; Suessiales; Symbiodiniaceae
Source: the annotation of a GenBank genome assembly